CUUUCGAGGAUGGGUAAAUCGACGGACUGUGCUCCGUCCAGAGGCAUGCCCAGAUCCAUCAGCACCCCGCUGACGCCGUCCUUCAUCAUCACCUCCUCGCCCACCAGGGAGCCUCUGAAACAGGAAGUGUCGGCAAACAACGUCAUCAUCGUAGACCCCAGCAAUGACUUGAGCUCCAGCCCUCGGAAUGGCAAAGACAACAUGGCGGCUCGCUCUGCCGAGUGGCGCUCCGAAGACAGCGGCUCCAACCUCAUCAUCCUGGAGACGUCCAAUCUCAUCAUUCGCAGUGCCUCGGAGUUCUCGCUCAGCACCGCCUGCGAGCAGCCGCAGGAGAAGAUGUUCCUCAACAACCCCUUUUUCAAGCUGCGUUCAAGAAGCACAAUAUCUCUGGUGGACGAAGAGAUAAAGAUGGUGAAGCAGAGAGAGGAGGAGUUGAAGAAAGAGAGGGCCAGCCUGUACGGACGAGACCGGUUCGACCCCGACAGGUCCAACCGCCUGGACACUCUGACGUUCGGUCACUCAGUUGAUGUACCAAUGAAGUGCAAGUCCUCUCCGUCCUCACCAAUGAAGACGGCCUACCGGAUGGAUCGCUCAGCCUUGUCCUGCGACCACAGAUUCCCGGAUGUCUACGCCGGAGGAAGACGGAAGAGUGCCAUGGCUCUGCGCUGGGAGGCCGGCGAGUUUACAAAAACUGACUGAAGCC
This is a messenger RNA of Salarias fasciatus (jewelled blenny), 703 nucleotides long. RefSeq lists its product as uncharacterized. NCBI's taxonomy places the organism in Eukaryota, Metazoa, Chordata, Actinopteri, Blenniiformes, Blenniidae. The coding region runs from base 10 to 699 and encodes 229 amino acids. The record is from RefSeq and is a predicted model, not a curated record. The transcript is spliced from 3 exons.